GUAUGUUGGACGACAUGAGGAAUGGAUCGUUUGUAUGGCCAAUUCGAUGACAAGUCAGUGAACAAGUUCAUUCAAUGCCAACCAGUGAUGCUGUAUAUACACACAUAAUUUUGAUGAUGUACAAACGAAUAAGCGCCAACAGCUGCGACGAACAACUUGUUGUUUUAUUUUAGAGAGAAAUUUUCUUCAUGAAAUGGAACCGACAGUUCCAACCGAAACCGAGUGAUAUCGGUUGUAUUUGAUUUCAGUAUUCAGUGAGUGAUCAUCAUCAUCAGUCAAUCAAUCCAGUGUACAUAUAGUUUGGUUACAUUAAGAAGUUAUCUAUCGAUCUUAUAGUUCCGAUUGAUCACUUGAAUAAAUUUUUAUUUUGAAUGUGUUUAUGUGAAUCUGUGUUGAUAUUUUGUGUAAAAUAGCCAUGUGACUGAAUGCUAAUUGUGAAUCCAUUGCUCAUUCAUUGACAAUUCAAACCAUCAGCUUUUAGCUAAGUGAAAGAAAUGAAGAGUGUUAUUCUGGUCAACGAUAACUCAAACCGAAAAUGUUUAUCUUCACGCCUCGAUCCAUUAUCAAAUAAUAGUCGAGAAUGGCCAAUUAGCCAUUCUAUCAAUGAGCCAUGUUCUCAUUCGGGAUUAUCAUCUGUUUCGAAUAACCAUCAUCUUAGUCUAGCAAAUAAUGUUGACACUGGUUACACAUAUCACCAUCACCAAGAUUAUCAUCAUACGAUUGCUAAUGAACAAUCGAACGCUCCUGAUCAUGAUCUAGAAGGUUCAAUACUCCGAUUUUUAAAUCCACCAUCCACAUCGGCCAGUUACAAUUUAAUUAAAUCGGAAAACCUGGAUAUUAAUAAUCAUCGAUCAUAUCCGAAUUUAUCAACUGCCGUCAAACAUCAUCAGGCUCCUGGAAGAUUAGAUCUUUCCUUUACUAAAUGUCGAUUUCCUACCGAUUAUCUGCCUUAUACUUCUACUGGGAAUACCAUUAAUGAAUUCAUGAAAAAGCGAUCAAACUCUAUUGAUGUGAUUGGCUCUUUCGUUCAAGAUGAGCAUGGCCGCAUCAUCAAUGAUUCACUUGGCGAAUCAACGUCUAUGGCUAAAACGAAACACCUGGAUUCAUCGUCACAGCCACGAUUAGAGGUGACAUCAUCAAUGACGAGUUCAUCUUCCUCAUCGACAUGCACUUCUACAAUGAUCGAUGCUGACCAUGACCACUAUGGCCAACAAUCCAAUGACCACAGACGGCGAACAUUCAUUUGGACAUAUCCAUUCAUAGGUAACGGACAUUAUCGACCCUCAUGGUCAUGUGGCCAUGCUCAUGAUAGUCAAUCCUCGAAGUCUUAUGGUCUCAUUCGCUCGUGUGGAUGUUGCCUGUUGAUUGUUUUAGUAGCAAUCAUUCUAUUAUCGUUGUCUAUUGUUCUGGGCUUUUCUUUAUACUUGGCCAUCGUAACAAAUUUAUUGACUGAGCAAACAUUUGCUUAUGGCAUGAGUGGAAAUUUUCGCAUCGUCUCAGGCGAUUCUUUCACCAUUCGAUUGUUGAAUCAAACGUCAUCUGAAUUUCGCCGCAAAGCCACACGUUAUGAACGAAUCAUGGAGCAUAUAUUGCGUCAUAGUUUGUUGGCUGAUUCCCUGCUUUAUACGGAAAUCUAUACGUUUCGCCAAGGUAGUUUGCUUGUAUUUUUCCGAUUCUAUGCACAAAAGCUUCCAAUGGAUCAUGCUUUGGCCAUUCAAAAAUCAAAAACGGUCAUUAAUUUCGGUACUAUUGAGAACGUGUUACUCGAUGAUCAAGUCAUUAUGACUAGAGUCAAACAGGUAUUGUCAAAUUCAUUUCGACAGCAAUGGUCAAACGCAACCAUCGACCAUUCAUUACAAUUAGAUGUCGAAUCAAUCAAGCUGUCUACAUUUGAACGCUUGACUGAACCUCAGUAUCGGCAGCGAUUGAAGCGAAAAUUGGAGAAUCUAAUCAAUUAUGAACCCGAAUCGAUCAAUAGAGUGGACAAUGAACAUCAGUUACCAGAACACCUUGAUUCUUAUGUAGAUGACAAAACUACAACUACUGCCAAUCCGAGUUUGGAAGAUUUGACGGUUACAUCGUUUACGAAUAUCGAGAUCUCAACCACAUUAAAACCGAUCCGAGAAAUGAUUACGACCAUUGAAUCUAGCUCAAAUAAGACUGCAUCGAUUUCACAAGUUUCAAUCGAGGACGCAUGGCCAACUACAAACAAACCUUGGAUCGUCAAGACUGAUGAUAAAAUCACCACCAAUGAUAAUGAUGUCAACAAUGUUACGAAAACAAAAGUUACGCAAACAACAAUGUCCAAAUCAGAAAAUCCUGUUGAGCAAAAUGAUACUUCUAGUCAAUGGACAACAAAACCAACGACCACCAUCGCCAGUGAUGAUUCGGUCUUGAUGAACAAUAUGACUACAUUUUUCCAAGACAUAAUUACUUUAGGUCAUGAAACAACGAUAAAUAAACCAGCUGAGUCUAGAGAAGAUUCUGAUGACCAGGUGCUGAAUGUAGUUCAAACUCAAUCUACUUUAGACCAAUGGAAUCUUUCGUCACAAAAUGACACAAUCGAUGGAUUUCUUAUCAGCAGUAAACCUACCAUGGCAGCUAUCGAUUCUCAAGUCAAAAUUAACAAAAACUCGACCGAUAAGAUUCUGAUCGUAUCGAAAGAUUCAUUCGAUCUAUAUUCAUUAGGUAAUACGAAUCAUACUGUUUCGACAUUGCUUGAUUCUGUCAAUAUCACUGAUGAUUACGACAGCGAUGAUGGUAUAGAAAAUGAAUUCAAAUUAAAGCCAUUUUCUGACAUGGAUGAACAAAUUUCUACAGCUACACCUACAAAUUCAAGUGUCAUCAUUUCAAAUAAAACGGACCAUGUAGCAGCCUUGUUUAUCAUUGAGAAUGAAUUCACUCAGCUCGAAUCUACAACACCAAUUCCAACCGAUCUGCCAACUGAUCAUACGACAGACGAUUCCGUGUUUAAGUCACCGAUUCCUGUGUUGGCAUACGGAACACGAAUAUCGAAGAAGCUGAACAACCAUAGUAAACAUAAUAAAUCUAGUCACGCUAGUAAUGCUCUUCAUGGCUCCUUCUAUUACUACAAUUCCAUCGAUAAAGUUCCCAGACCAAUUAUGAGGACAACAACCACAACGACGACAACAGCUGCUCCAAGAAUCACAUGUAAAGUGAACGAAUUCGCUUGUUUGAAUGCAAGUCAUGACCGCCAGUGUGUACGAUUUGAAGCAAUCUGUGAUCGUAUCAUUGACUGUUCAGAUGGUUCAGACGAACUACAAUGUCGUUGUGCUGAUUACCUGCUUCGUGAUGAAACACAUCGACAUAAACUUUGCGAUGGUGUAAUCGAUUGUGCUGAUCUCAGUGACGAGACCGUUACUUGUGGUCCUCGUUGUCGAGAGGGCAUGUUUGUUUGCCAUGGAUUAUCAAAUCAAUGCAUUGAACAGUCCCUAGUAUGUGAUGGUAACAAUGAUUGCCUCAAUGGUGAUGAUGAACAGAAUUGUAUCGCACUAGUCGACGAUCAAGAACAAAUGCAAGAUAAAAACAUUCAUUUUUCCAUGGAUAAUCAUAACCCAAAAGGUGUGCUCCAUAUUCAACAUCAAGGUGUAUGGGCACCUCUUUGUUUCGAUUCUUAUGAUUUGGAUUCCGACAAUUGGAUUGAUCAUCGUUACGAAAAUGAUAGCGUCGAAGGAAAUGCCACCUCCAUAUCGAUAUCGUCAAUGAUUCAAAUUGAUGACAUGGGUCAGGCUGUAUGCAAAGCUAACUACUAUGUCCAACUUGAAAAAAUCGACAUUGUAACCAUUGAGAAAAAUAGUUCGCUUCACAAUCUGACAAGAUUUUUUGCCAUCAACUCUCAAUUGCCCAGUAAUUCCAAGCCAGCAUUAUCACUUUGGAGCAGUCUGUUUGAAAAGGUUGAAUGUCCAGGACACAAAGUGGCUCGAAUCGAAUGCUCGACCAUAGAAUGCGGUAUACGGCCGAUGAGUUCUAAACUUCAACGGCGGAUUAUCGGUGGCCACUCAUCAUCAUUUGGAUCUUGGCCAUGGCAAGUAGCCUUGUAUCGUGAAGGAGAAUUUCAAUGUGGUGCCGUCGUCAUUGAUUCCCAAUGGCUGCUAACAGCCGCCCACUGUUUUUACUCAACACCUGGUGCAUUUUGGACAGCACGAAGUGGCGUCCUUCGACGUGGAAGUCUACAAAAAACAUUGUACGAGGAAAUUCGUCGUAUUGACCGUGUGUUUAUUCAUCCAGAUUAUGUGGAUAGAGGAUUCAUUAACGACAUUGCUCUGCUUCAUCUGGAUCGACCUUUGCAAUACAGUAAAUACAUCCGACCCAUAUGUUUGCCGGAUGCGGAAGACAGUCACAUUGGCCGAUGGAACAAUCAACUCUGCACGACAGUCGGCUGGGGUAAAUUGUAUGAAAACGGGCGUAUAUUCCCGGAUACUUUGCAAGAAGUUACAUUGCCUAUCAUCUCGACUGAGGAAUGCAGAAAACGGACUUUAUUUUUGCCUUUGUACAAGAUAACUGAUAAUAUGUUUUGUGCUGGUUUCAAACAUGGAGGUCGCGAUGCCUGUCUGGGCGAUAGUGGUGGGCCUAUUAUGUGCCAGAAAGCAAAUGGUAAAUGGAUUCUUUUGGGCAUAACCAGCAAUGGCGAUGGUUGUGGUCGUGCUGGUCGUCCUGGUGUUUAUACAAAAGUAUACAAUUACUUGACCUGGAUACAUUCUAUCAUGGCUAAAGGCUAUCGUGUCGGUCAUGGAUACGAAUCCAAUCCUAAGACAACCAUGUUGGUGACAGGAAAACAAGUGGAUAAACCACACUGGCCAGGAAACAAUUUGGCGAUGCAUGAUAAAGCCUGUGAAAGCGGUCAUCGAUGUCCACUGGGAAAAUGUCUAAAACGACAACAGCUUUGUGAUCAUGUCAUCGAUUGCUACGAGGAUUCAUCCGACGAACGAUACUGUUUUCAUUACUGAACUUUUUUACUUUAUUCCUGGUUUACAAAGUUUUAGUUCCUAUCUAUUGGUAUAAGGGCAUAAUUCUUCUCUUUGUUUCUCUUCUCAAUGAUUGUACAUAGUUAGACCUAUUAGGUUAUAUUGUCAAACGCACACAAUUCUAGAUCAUGGGUUCUCAAUCAAUGUAUUUUUUCUCUAAUAAACAAUAGGGCUGCCAAUUCUUUU
This is a messenger RNA of Dermatophagoides farinae (American house dust mite), 5171 nucleotides long. RefSeq lists its product as uncharacterized. The record is from RefSeq and is a predicted model, not a curated record. Gene Ontology annotation, biological process: proteolysis. Gene Ontology annotation, molecular function: serine-type endopeptidase activity; protein binding. NCBI's taxonomy places the organism in Eukaryota, Metazoa, Arthropoda, Arachnida, Sarcoptiformes, Pyroglyphidae.